AUGUCUAUUCUUUCGAGGCCGCCCCCCACAAAAUUCUUCGAGGGUAAAAUUGUCAAUAGGAGAUAUUUGUCCAGUGGCCAAUCGGCCAAGUCCACUUUCUUCAAACCUCUCACCGACGCCGCCACCGCACAGAGCGAGGUUCGGCUGAUCUACGGCGGGUCUACUGGUGGCGCAGCCUCUCCGAGAAAGCACCCAACGAGCGUGGUACACAUGGCGUCCUCAGAUGUUAACAGCACAGAUGAUCGUAUCUCUCGGAUCGCCUCCACCAUUCGGGUCAUACCAGAUUUCCCCAAGCCCGGGAUCAUGUUUCAGGAUAUAACGACGCUGUUGCUUGAUCCGAACGCGUUUAAGGAUACGAUCGAUUUGUUCGUUGAGAGAUACAAAGACAAAAAUAUCAAUGUUAUUGCAGGUGUUGAGGCAAGAGGUUUUAUAUUUGGUCCCCCUAUUGCACUGGCUAUUGGAGCAAAAUUUGUUCCUAUGAGGAAACCGAAAAAGCUGCCUGGGGAGGUAAUAUCAGAAGAGUACUCUUUGGAGUAUGGAACUGACACAAUGGAGAUGCAUGUUGGAGCUGUACAGUCUGGAGAGCGUGUGGUAGUGGUGGAUGAUCUCAUUGCCACAGGCGGCACCUUAGCUGCUGCAGUUAGCCUGCUCGAGCGUGUUGGAGCAGAUGUUGUUGAGUGCUCUUGUGUUAUUGAGUUGCCAGAACUUAAGGGUCGGGAUAAGUUGGGGGACAAGCCGCUGUUUGUUCUUGUGAGCUCAUCAAUAUGA
Messenger RNA from Striga hermonthica, 768 nucleotides. The record is from the annotation of a GenBank genome assembly. NCBI's taxonomy places the organism in Eukaryota, Viridiplantae, Streptophyta, Magnoliopsida, Lamiales, Orobanchaceae.